ACAAGUAAUUUACCGCAGUUUAUCGCUCGCGAUGGCCGAAAACGGACUCAAACUCAGGACAAUAGACCUCAUCGACGGAGAGCUAAAUGGCCAUCAGGAGAAACAAAAUAAACUCCAGUUCAAAGUGGAAGAAGAGAAAAAAUUUGAGGCUACGAUUACUUACGGCAUAGAUGACGUACCUUCGUGGUAUCUUUGUAUAUUUAUGGCUUUACAGCACUAUCUGACCAUGAUAGGAGCAAUAGUCAGUAUUCCCUUCAUCCUCACCCCCGCUCUCUGCAUGAAGGAGGACGAUCCAGCCAGAGGACACAUAAUCUCAACCAUGAUCUUUGUCACCGGCAUCGUCACUUUCUUCCAAACAACCUUCGGGUGUCGGUUGCCGAUCGUCCAAGGAGGUACUAUCUCGUUCCUGGUGCCCACACUGGCUAUCCUGAGUCUGCCCCAGUGGCAAUGUCCAGCGCCCGACGUCCUGGACGCCAUGAGUCCCGCCAACCGUACAGAAGUGUGGCAGGUGCGCAUGCGCGAACUUUCGGGAGCCAUUGCUGUAUCUUCCCUCGUCCAGGUCUUCAUCGGAUAUUUCGGUGUGAUGGGGAUACUGCUUAGAUAUGUUACGCCACUGACCAUCGUGCCGACGGUAUCUCUUGUUGGGCUGUCCUUGUUCGAAAACGCUGCCGAGGCUGCCUCCAAACACUGGGCAAUAUCUGGAAGCACAAUUCUGAUGCUGACCGUGUUCUCGCAGUGCCUGACAGAAGUGAAGGUUCCCGGCAUCAACUACAAGCGUGGACAAGGAUUCCGCAUCAUCUGGUUCAACCUCUUCAAACUGUUCCCGGUACUAUUGACAAUUGUUAUAAUGUGGGGUGUCUGCGGCAUUAUAACUCUCAAAGAUGUUUUGCCACGUGGUCAUCCAGCCCGAACUGACGUUAAAAUCAAGAUUUUGGAAGAUUCUGAUUGGUUCAGAAUUCCUUAUCCAGGUCAGUGGGGCAUGCCCACUGUGAGCGCCUCGGGGGUCUUGGGCAUGUUGGCUGGGGUCUUGGCCUGCACCGUAGAGUCUAUCAGCUACUACCCAACAGUCGCCAAGAUGUGUGGAGCGCCUCCACCCCCAGUACACGCAAUCAAUCGGGGCAUAGGAACCGAAGGUCUGGGAACCAUGUUGGCUGGCCUGUGGGGCAGUGGAAAUGGUACCAACACCUUCGGCGAGAACGUUGGUGCCAUCGGCGUCACCAAAGUUGGCAGCAGGCGGGUGAUCCAGUACGCAUGCGUGUUGAUGUUACUGCAGGGUGUCAUCAACAAGUUCGGCGCGGUCUUUAUCAUCAUCCCUGAGCCUGUCGUGGGUGGCAUCUUCUGUGUCAUGUUUGGCAUGAUUACGGCAUUUGGACUGUCUGCUUUGCAGUACGUGGAACUUAACUCCUCCAGAAAUCUUUAUAUCAUUGGGUUUUCUAUGUUCUUUUCUUUGGUCCUUCCCAAGUGGAUGGUCGCCCACCCAGACGCUAUCCAGACAGGUAGCCAGAUUCUAGACAGUGUGCUAACCGUGUUAUUGAGUACAAGCAUUCUGGUUGGAGGUCUACUGGGCUGCUUACUGGAUAAUACCAUUCCAGGAACGCCAGAAGAGAGAGGUUUGAUAGCCUGGGCCGAACAGAUGAAACUUGAGACCACACCAACCGAUGACCACUCGCAAGAAAAGAGCACCUACGAUUUUCCCAUUGGAAUGUCACUUGUAAGAAGAUGGACAUGGACAUCAUACCUUCCAUUCAUGCCAACAUACAGGUCCGGGCAAUGGUGCUGCUGAACAUCAUAAGAUUGUGUACUUUAUUUAAAUAUAUGUCUAUUUAUCAAAGUUACUUGUUAUGUUUUACGCUUACAAUAUAUUUUUAUCUAAUAAAACAUUUUCAGAGUUUUAA
Molecule: messenger RNA, 1895 nt
Organism: Homalodisca vitripennis (glassy-winged sharpshooter)
Lineage: Eukaryota; Metazoa; Arthropoda; Insecta; Hemiptera; Cicadellidae
Product: solute carrier family 23 member 1
Exons: 14
Coding region: 32-1783 (583 amino acids)
Biological process (GO): transmembrane transport
Cellular component (GO): membrane
Molecular function (GO): transmembrane transporter activity
Source: RefSeq, a predicted model, not a curated record